Molecule: messenger RNA, 1019 nt
Organism: Triticum dicoccoides
Lineage: Eukaryota; Viridiplantae; Streptophyta; Magnoliopsida; Poales; Poaceae
Exons: 1
Coding region: 259-762 (167 amino acids)
Source: RefSeq, a predicted model, not a curated record
CCCUAGGUACACGUCCGCACAGUGCGCGCAUUUACGCGCGCGCCCCGCAUGCAAGCUGUCCCCAACAACCUCCAGGUUGGCAUCCUCCUCCUCCGCCGCGACACCGCCCGGCGGGUUGUCGCCCCCUAUAUAUACGCUCACGGCUCACUCCUCCCCACAAGACACAACCACCGCCGUGCGCGCGCAGCUCGAGCUCUGCUCCUCCCUUCACCUCGGAUUAAUAAACUUCGGCGCCGAUUUUUACUAUAAUAUUUUACCAUGGGCGCGUGCAACUCGUGCGAGGCGACGGCCGUGGCGGCGGUCACGGGGGCCUCCGCGGUGGGCGAGGCCACGGCGGCAAGGGUCGUGCUCGCGGACGGCCAGCUGCAGCGGUUCCCCGGGGGCACCCGGGCGUCGCAGGCCAUGAAGGCCGCGGCGGCUCCCGCGGGCGCGUGCUUCCUGUGCAGCGCCGACGGGCUCGAGCUCGGCGGCGCGGUGGCCGCGGUGUUGGGCGACGAGGAGCUGCAGCCCGGGCAGCUCUACUUCGUGCUGCCCGCGGCGAUGCGGCGGCGGGCGCUGCAGGCGGAGGAGAUGGCCGCGCUCGCGAUCCGCGCCAGCGCCGCGCUGGCCGGCGACCACGACGGCCCGCUCGUGUUCCCCGACUCGGCCAGUGGCGCCCCCGCGGCGAGGAGCGGCGCGAAGGGCGGGUCCCGCCGGCGGUCGCGGAGGGCGCCCAGCCUCGGGCGCGACUUCGUGCCGGAUCUCGGCGCCAUUGCCGAGUAGCCGCUGGCCUGGCCGGCGAGAUGGAUCGACCGAACCGGACGCGCGGCGGGCGGCGAGGAAAAUAACCCGAGUGUAGAGUUACGUGUAAACUAAUCCAGUGGAGGGAGAUUUGGUUUGACUAAUGCUAAUCUAGUGUAGUUGGGGGGGAGGCUAAACAAGCUCUGCUUAGCUGUAGCUACUGCCGCACGUUCCAGUGUAGUGCGCAUGUUGUACAAGAAAGACGCGUAGGCACAUUGCAUUGCGUAUUUUUUUGAUCC